CCGUGCUUGAUCAAAUAUUAAAAACGUUUGGUGCAUAAAACAGUAUUUAAAUAAACCAAAUCAACCGACCAAAUACGUAAAUCUCGUAGCAUAAAACUAUGCUUCCGAUUGUUUUAUCGACGGCUCAGAAACCGUUAAUAUUUUUACUAGUAGUUGGGCUAUUACAGUAUGAAAUCGAGUGCAGAUCGUCAUCGUUGGAUGUAGCGAAUCCUGAAACUUGGAAGAGGUUAGCAGAUGAGCGAUUCAAUAAAUUUGAACAAACACUACCUUACUUAUUACUCAAACGACCUAAAAAUGUCAUCCUAUUUAUUGGUGAUGGUAUGAGUUUGAGUACUGUUACUGGAGCAAGAUAUUUGAAAGCGGAGCAAAUGAAUCUUCUGGGUGGUGAUGUACAAUUAGUAUGGGAGAACUGGCCUGUCGCAUCACUUGUGCGCACAUUCAACUCAGACAGGCUAACAACAGAUUCGGGUUCUGCAGCCACUGCCUUUCUAUCAGGUGUUAAGGGUCCUGAUGGCACUGUUGGUAUCACAGGGACAGUAAAGUGCUGUGAAUGCACUCAGUUAAAAGAGAUAGAAAAGGCGAAAUCUUCUCUCAUGUACGCUUCGAAAGCAGGAUUAUCCACUGGGAUAGUUACAACUACGAGAGUUACUCAUGCAACACCCGCAGCAGCAUAUGCAAAUAUAUUACAUCGAAAUUGGGAGUCGAAAGGAGCAAUAAGCAAGCAGGGACUGAAGUGCACAGACGCUGCUGCACAAUUACUCACUAACGCUGUUGAUGUCAACGUCAUAAUGGGAGGAGGAGCAACAAAUUUCUAUGGCCAAUCAGACACUCUCGCUUUCGACAUGAAAGGAAGGCGGUCUGAUUCACGCAACCUCCUUCGUGAAUGGAAAACGAUGCAAACCAGAAUGAAACGUAAGCAUGUUCUUCUGCAUACGACCGAUGAGUUUAAACAAACAAAUUGGUCCUCGGUAGACUAUGUUCUAGGUUUAUUUGCUCCGAGUGAUCUGAAUUAUACACUUCAAAAAGUAGACCAACCAAGUUUAACAGAAAUGACAGAAGCUGCUAUCAAAAUACUGUCUCGUAACCCUAAAGGAUACCUUUUGUUAGUAGAAGGAGGUAGAAUUGAUCAUGGCCAUCACGUUAAUAAGGCAAAAUACGCGUUAACUGAAACAUUGGAGUUCGAAAAAGCGAUCGAGAAAUCACUGUCACUUGUUGAUGAAAAAGAAACUUUACUAAUAGUAACAGCAGAUCACUCUCAUGUUUAUGGUCUGGUUGGUUAUCCGACAAGAAACACAAGUGUAUUCGAUGUGGAUAACACUGCUAAAGGAAACGAUAAUAAAUCGUAUCUCAUAUCCUCCUAUUUCAAUGGACCUGAAGGUAUAUUGGAAGGACCACGAAUAGAUCCGGCAACAGAAAAUAGAUUUGCAGACGACUACACACCACAAUCAUUGGUGAGAUUCAAGUUUUCUACACACAGUGCUGAGGAUGUACCAAUUUACGCUAAUGGACCUUUCAGUGAACUAUUUCAUUCUUCAUUGGAUAAUACGUUUAUUGCUCACGCAACCAUGUACUCACUUUGUGUCGGACCUUACGCGAAUAAGUCACACUGUGAUAGUAAAAACAGUGGAUCGCAACUCAGAGGACUUCAUCUGAAUAAUGUUUAUUAUUUAUUAUUGCUCAGUGUUAUUCUGUACAGUUUUAUCAGUUAG
Molecule: messenger RNA, 1709 nt
Organism: Schistosoma turkestanicum
Lineage: Eukaryota; Metazoa; Platyhelminthes; Trematoda; Strigeidida; Schistosomatidae
Source: the annotation of a GenBank genome assembly